CUCUCAGUCCGCACCUUCUUUACCUGACGGAGGCUUGGAAAAGUCAGAAGCGCCUCUCUGUUAUACCUCAGACUGACAGCUGCUCUGAAAUGUGGACCGGCAGACCCCUGGCGCUCCUCUCCCUCAUUGGUGUUGUGCUGAUUUGGCCACAUGUACUCACCAAGAGUGUUUCACCCAGACUCCAAACCACAGAUAGUCCCAUUCUAACUGCAGGUCAGGAAGAAAAGCACCCUCUGAUGACCAAGCGCUCAGUUACAAACUGCGAAAACAAGUUUGACAACUACUGCAUGAACAAUGGCAAGUGCAUUCUGCUGUUGGAUCUCAAAGAACACCACUGCGAGUGUCAGAGGGGCUUUUAUGGCAACAGGUGUGACAUCCCGGAGCUUGUUUCUCAACCAACAAAUAAAGAACAAGUGGUGGUCAUCUUGUUCUGUGUGAGCCUGCUGAUUAUUGGUCUAGGUGGGGCUCUGUAUUUCUUCUACAAGUGGUACAAGAAGAACAAAUUACCAAGGCAGCCGAAGAGGCAGGGUUACAAAGGAGUCCAGAUGGUUUAAAGUGUUGUGCAAACACACCCCCACAGCAGCUGCUGCUGAAAUUUUCCUAUUUUCCGGAUAAAACGUUGACCAUACAAAGAUGUUUCCAGACAAGCCUACAUUUAAAAGCAUCCCUGUGUGUUUAUCAGUCAGACAGAUUGACCUGUAGAGAUUAAAAUAUUCAAAAGAGGGCAGGUCUUUGUGUGGGGGCAAUUGUUUUCCAGCUCUACUGGUUCUUAGGUUUCGGCGCCUGUUACACUCAGUUUGAAAAGAUGAAUAGUGAGACAAACAAAAACGGUUUCCAGUAAGAGAAACCACCCACGUGAGGGCAGAAAUUUCACACAAAAUGAUAAAAUGGGAUAGGUAAGCUGUGUGAAACAGUAAGAACUCGCAUUAAUUUGUUUUAUCUACUGUUUUAGAGAACAAAAGUGUAAAAUUACAGUCUUGCACUGUGUGUUUUCUUCAAAGUAGACAUUCCAUAUUUAUUUGUAACUUGCUAUACAUUUUAUAUUUAUUAUAGUCUUUUGUCACUUGGGGCUUUACUUUAGUUCAGUUUUUAUAAGUUAUUUUAAAGUGUUAAUAUAUAGACAGAAAUAUCCGUUUUUAAAGUACUGUUGUUUGUAAAUAAAGUCAAGAAUACUGCUUGAUUUUUCAUUUGAUCUCAUGUUUGUCCAAGUUGUGUCCAUGUUUUCACUCCCACAAUAAAAUGUCUGCACAGGUUUUCAUGCA
Girardinichthys multiradiatus is the source of this 1262-nucleotide messenger RNA. Its product is annotated as proepiregulin-like. The record is from RefSeq and is a predicted model, not a curated record. Lineage: Eukaryota; Metazoa; Chordata; Actinopteri; Cyprinodontiformes; Goodeidae. Gene Ontology annotation, biological process: positive regulation of cell population proliferation; positive regulation of mitotic nuclear division; epidermal growth factor receptor signaling pathway. Bases 90 to 554 code for a protein of 154 amino acids. The transcript has 5 exons.